This is a messenger RNA of Chara braunii, 2842 nucleotides long. Lineage: Eukaryota; Viridiplantae; Streptophyta; Charophyceae; Charales; Characeae. The record is from the annotation of a GenBank genome assembly.
ACCCGACCCCAGAAAGGGGAAAACUCCCAAAAAUAAAGAAAUAGCACUUUUUUUAUUUUAUUUUUUUUAAUUCAUAAAUUGCCUAUCCUCACUUAGAGUUGGACCCCACAGGACCACGGAAAGGAAAAACUUUGCCGCAAAACUGUUUCGGGAACCCCACAGCCUGCAGCAGAUGUCCACGGAACAGAUGUCCACGGAAAGGGAGGAGGAGGAGGAGGAGGAGAAGAAGGUCGACACGAAGAGGGAGGUGUUCGAUUCCGCUAUUGACAAUGUCAUUUUUCCGGAGGCCAAUGAUGAUAACGAGUCUGAGGGGAAGAGGACGGGUAGGAGGAGGAGAGAACAAGAAGAACCAGCUGCUCAAUACCCCUGGCUUCAACUCGACAAAUCGCUGCUCACUCUCUAUGGCAAUAUAUUACCUGAUAAUUCUUCCUAUCAGGGACGUUAUAUUCACGCUCUCAUCCUCUCUCAGGAUGGAAGCACCAUCUACUUCGCUCACGACCGGUAUGGACACGAUAGCCAGAUCGCCAAAGCCGUCCAAUUGCCUACUCCAUCGUCUUUCCCGCCAUCUCCAUCAUCUGGUUCACCUCUCAGUCUGUCCUACAACGUGUCCAAUAUCCUCAACCAAGAAAUCAACAUCUCCGGCAGCGGCGUAUCCAAUCGUGUCACAGGCUUGGAAGUCUUGGAAGAUAACGUAACGUUGCUCGUUGGGUAUCACCAGAGACAGGAGAUCCGCCAGUUAUGGGUGGAGGAUGGGACAGAGGAGGAGUUCAUUGCCGAUUCCUCAGCAGCUCAAUUUGGCAUGGCCAGGCAUCCAAAGGAGCUGUCGCUGUUUGUGAGCUCGCCUAAUCAGAUUCAGAGGAUGCCCCUUCAACAAGGGUCUCCCAUCGAGUCGUUCACCACGCUAGCUGGGGCUACCGUGGACGGUCGUAUCGACGGCAUAGGACCCACUGCUCGGUUUGGAGCGAGCGGCCCUAGGAUUGUCCCCCGAUGCAUUUCAUCGGACGGCUCCUUCCUCUACGUUGGCGAUCGGAGCAAUCUUGUCGUCAGGCGAGUGAACUCCUUCACCGGAGAGACGCAAACGGUCAGCUUUGCUAACGGAACACAGGUUGMMAUGCCCUUCGGUCCGUUAGCCGCCGUUAUAACUUYGGAUCAUUGCAAUCUGUUYGUCACGGGAUGGACGAACUACAACAGGCCCACGGGACAGCCGUCAAUGGUGCGAUGGGUGGCCCUCGACGCGCCACAUGGCAAUGUCUUGUGGACGCAAGACGUUGUCAUCUUCAAUCGCACGCGUCCAUCCAUCUUCGACAACGAGGAAUGGACAGGGGUCAACGAGCCAUCCCGUCUGUUGCUCAGUCACAAGGACGCAGAUUUGUACGUGGCAACGAGUAAUGGGGAGAUAUUCCACUUCGCCAUUAACCGCAGCGCUCUGCACAAGUGCGGGCCCAUCGAUCCUGCUAACCCUCCAGGGUUCGGUCCCCUUCCACGGUACGAUCGCCCACCUCCCACCUCGUCCUCCUCCUCCUCCUCCUCCGAUGGAAUGUCCGUUCUCACAAGACUCUGCUUUCACUCGGAGAGGGACAGCGACGGCGCAAAUGCUGCCUCUGCAGCUCAUCAGGCUGAGCCCAAGACGCAGCAGCAGCGAUGGCUACGUUCAUGCAUCUUCUUUGGCCGUCCGAAUAGCACCCUCUCUGCRAAAGAUAWAGCCUGCAGCGUUGAUUCCAAGGCCACCACCAGGUCCUCCUCGACGAUGACGACAUCUCUCUCUCUCCUCCAAGGCGAUAGAUUAGAGUUAGCGGCCAUCUCUAUGAAGCUUGACCAUCUGGAUGCCCCUCGGCCAGUCCCCUUCGCGGACCUGCGGGAGGCGAUGGAUGGCUUCAGUGAUACGCACAAGGUGGUGGGAGCAAGGUGCGGCUUUGGUGACCUAUACCGGGCGACCUUGAGGGUGGGAGGUGAAGGGGGGGAGAUGGCUGACGUGGCGCUGAAGGUGAUGAGGGGUGCGCUAGACGAGCUGAAGAGCAAGCAGUUCCUCUCCGAAGUGACGACACUCAGCCGCGCCCGCCACGUCCAUCUCUGCAAGCUCCUCGGCUACUGCGUGGAGGGCAACAUGGUCGUCCUUGUCUAUCCCUUCGUCGCGGGCGGCAGUUUACACGACCGUCUUCACCCUCGUCCUCUGAGUUGGCCCUCUGCCCAGGCCCCCCUGCCUUCUCCUCCUACUCCAGUACAACACCCUCCUCUUUGUGCUCCCUUGGGUUGGCGGUCGCGACUGUCCGUUGCGCUCCAGAUCGGGACUGCAUUAAGGUACCUCCACGAGGAGUUGGACCCCCCGCUCUUGCAUCGGGACGUCAAGAGCAGCAAUGUCCUCGUCGAGGGGUCCGGAGAGGCGGCCAAGGCCUAUCUGACCGACUUCGGCCUCGCGAGGCUUGGCAACSCCAGCUCAGGCUUGAAAAGGGGUCGGGAUACCGUGCAGACAGCAUUUCGAGCAGGCACGAUUGGGUACAUGGCCCCCGAGUAUGCCAUUGAGCUGAAACUCACGGCCAAAAAUGACGUCUAUGCCUUCGGUGUGAUUCUGCUGGAGAUGGUCCGCCAUGGAGGCCGCAGCCCUUAGGCUGCGCUAUACCUCGUCGAUUUGACGUAGGAGCGAACGGUCGUUGUGCACCGACCGGUCAGGAGGGUAGUUGGGAGGCCGGGCAAAGUCGAAGAGGGCUCAAAAGAGGGUUUGGAUGUGGUCGCCGUCAAAAAGCCCAGGGCAUGGCCUUCUUUUUCUUGUUCAAAUGCCCCGACCGGUCUGUCCAGUAUUCGGGGUUUKGGGGGGCGAUGCUGAAGGCUCCGUGUUUUCGGCAGA